Messenger RNA from Moneuplotes crassus, 1050 nucleotides. The record is from the annotation of a GenBank genome assembly. NCBI's taxonomy places the organism in Eukaryota, Ciliophora, Spirotrichea, Euplotida, Euplotidae.
AUUUAAUCGAAAUAAAAUGGAAGAGACAUUACAGGACUUGAUUGUCAGUAUCCCUCCUCCUUAUGUGACGGCUAAGUGCUGGGGCGUCCUUGAUGGAGACGAUGGUUCCCUCCUAUUCGGCAGAAAUGAGCAUGUCCCUAGAGAGAUGGCCAGCAUUACAAAAAUCAUGACCUCUUAUUUAGUGUAUAGAAUUAUGAAGAGGUUUAAAAUAAAUCCUAAGAAGGAAAUGAUCACUGUAUCUAAAUAUGCAAGUGGGAUCACUGGUACUACAGCCAAACUGAAGGAAGGUGAUAUACUCAGUGUUUACGACAUGCUUCAUGGCUUAUUACUACCUAGUGGAAAUGAUGCAGCCACUGCACUAGCAGAGCACUUUGCAGUUAUAAUUAAAGAAGACAGGGAAAAACAGGCUAUCAGCUCCAAAAAUCCUCGACUGGCAAAGCAGAAUUCAAAGGGAGAGUGGGAAUUCAAUAAGAUGAUAUACGGGCACUCAGGAAUUGAUAACAAGAAGGCAGUUAAAUCGAGAAAUCUUGUCAAACUAUUCGUAGAGGAAAUGAAUAAAACUGCAGUCUUACUUGAAAUGCAUAAUACUUCAUAUUCUAAUCCUCAUGGAAUGUGAGUCAUUGGGAACAGCUCUACAAUCUCUGAUAUAGGAAUAUAAUAUCCUCACAAGCAAUGAAGAUUAGCCUCAUCAGACAUAUUGUAAAAUAAGACGAAAUUUGUAUGUGAAGGAAAGAACAGCAAAGGGCUGACCAGAAACCAUAAGUGGUCAAACACCAACAAAAUGAUUAAUAAAGAUCCACAUUAUAAUGGGCUUAAGACUGGAACGACCCGCUCUGCAGGGGCAUGCUUGGUUGCUAAUUACGAGACAGAUUGAUUGAACCUCAUUAUUAUCACUCUCAACAGUUCUAAUGAUUCCAGAAGAUGGCAAGACACAGCUAAGCUCACCGAGUGGGCAAUAGAUAGACUUAACUCAGUAGAAGAGUAUCUCGAGUCUGUUAAGAUGAACGAAUAAAGAGCUGGAUAGAUCUCAAAUUCUAUGUAUAACAACUU